ACGCAUCUCUUGCACUUGUCCGGAUGUGCAGCCGCCUCCAUCAUUUGUGUCUCUCGCUCUCCCUCCCUUUCUCGAUCCAUUUUCCGUUUAACGCCCCAUUCCGUUUUCUCUCACAUACUCACGCCCCUCAACCCUCUGUCGAACUCAGACGACUGUCCUGUCUUACAUGCUAGAAGAUGAAUAGGGAGAAACUUAUGAAGAUGGCUGGUGCUGUUCGCACUGGUGGGAAGGGCAGCAUGAGAAGAAAGAAGAAGGCUGUACACAAGACUACGACUAUGGAUGAUAAAAGGCUUCAGAGCACACUGAAGAGAAUAGGAGUGAAUGCUAUUCCUGCAAUUGAGGAAGUCAACAUAUUCAAGGAUGACAUAGUUAUCCAGUUUGUAAACCCCAAAGUUCAAGCAUCCAUUGCUGCCAAUACAUGGGUUGUUAGCGGCUCUCCACAGACUAAGAAAUUGCAAGACAUUCUCCCUCAAGUUCUCGGCCAUUUAGGUCCUGAUAAUUUGGACAACCUGAAGAAGUUGGCAGAGCAGAUCCAGAAGCAGGCACCGAGUGCUGGUGCUGUGGCAACUGCAGCACAUGAGGAGGAUGAUGAUGAGGUCCCAGAGCUUGUGGAAGGGCAGACAUUUGAAGCUGCUGCAGAGGACGGUAAUGCUGCUGCCGCUUAAGAAAGAGGAAUUUUUGUGCUAUUUUAUAUGCUUCCUAUGUUUUUGAAGUUGUAGCUUUUGUAGUUAUAACUUGAUCCUUUUAUCUUAUGUUUUUGCUGUUAAUCUUUAUGAAAAGAUCAAAUUACCCUUACUCAAAA
Molecule: messenger RNA, 802 nt
Organism: Hevea brasiliensis (rubber tree)
Lineage: Eukaryota; Viridiplantae; Streptophyta; Magnoliopsida; Malpighiales; Euphorbiaceae
Product: nascent polypeptide-associated complex subunit beta
Exons: 6
Coding region: 177-665 (162 amino acids)
Cellular component (GO): cytosol; nascent polypeptide-associated complex
Source: RefSeq, a predicted model, not a curated record